This is a messenger RNA of Setaria italica (foxtail millet), 1192 nucleotides long. Its product is annotated as aquaporin TIP3-1. The record is from RefSeq and is a predicted model, not a curated record. Gene Ontology annotation, biological process: transmembrane transport; water transport. Gene Ontology annotation, molecular function: water channel activity. Bases 151 to 939 code for a protein of 262 amino acids. Gene Ontology annotation, cellular component: membrane. Lineage: Eukaryota; Viridiplantae; Streptophyta; Magnoliopsida; Poales; Poaceae. The transcript has 2 exons.
UCUUAACGCUUGCUACCGCGGCGAGUCGGCAACAGCUAGCACACACUUGGUCUCGGCGAGUGACAGAGAGAAGCACAGCAGAGACGAAGGAGAGGUAAUCGAGGUAGCAACCAGCUGCAAGCUAGCAGGUAGCUUUGGAUCGGCGCCGAGAUGAGCACGGGCGCGCGGCCGGGGCGGCGGUUCACGGUGGGGCGGAGCGAGGACGCGACGCACCCGGACACCAUCCGCGCCGCCAUCUCCGAGUUCCUCGCCACCGCCAUCUUCGUCUUCGCCGCCGAGGGCUCCGUCCUCUCCCUCGGGAAGAUGUACCACGACAUGAGCACGGCGGGCGGGUUGGUGGCGGUGGCGCUGGCGCACGCGCUGGCCCUGUCGGUGGCCGUGGCCGUGGCCGUCAACAUCUCGGGCGGGCACGUGAACCCUGCCAUCACCUUCGGCGCGCUCAUCGGCGGCCGCAUCUCCCUCGUCCGGGCCGUCUUCUACUGGGUGGCGCAGCUGCUGGGCGCCAUCGCCGCGUCGCUGCUCCUGAGGCUGGCCACGGGCGGGAUGCGCCCGCCGGGGUUCGCGCUGGCGUCGGGGGUCGGCGACUGGCACGCCGUGCUACUCGAGGCCGCCAUGACGUUCGGCCUCAUGUACGCCUACUACGCCACCGUAAUCGACCCGAAGCGGGGCAGCGUGGGGACCAUCGGGCCGCUCGCCGUGGGGUUCCUGCUGGGGGCCAACGUGCUGGCGGGCGGGCCGUUCGACGGCGCCGGGAUGAACCCGGCGAGGGUGUUCGGGCCGGCCCUCGUCGGGUGGCGGUGGAGGCACCACUGGGUGUACUGGCUGGGGCCCUUCCUCGGCGCUGGGGUCGCCGGGCUCGUGUACGAGUACCUCGUCAUCCCGUCCGCCGACGCCGCCGCGCCGCACGCGCACCAGCCGCUCGCGCCGGAGGACUACUAGCUAGCCGCCGGCCGCCGCGGUGGCGUCUCCUUCCUUAGUCCGAUCGGGUCUUGUGUUUGUUGUGCAUGUGUCGGGACAGUGUGUGCGUGUGUGUUUGCAUUAUAUUUUGUGUGUCGUGUGAACCAGUUAAUAAGGGGCCCGUACGCUACGUACCCUGUUGAUUGCCCCCGUGUUUGGAGACGGUGAAUCAGGCGGUGUACAUUGCACGGUGUGAGUAGCAAGCGUGUAAUAAAAUCCGAGGUAAAAGGAGCAA